AUGGCACAUUUCUGGAAUUUGGUAUUGAGUGGCACUUUAUAUGAGGUUAUAACAGACUAUCAAAAAAGCAGCCGGCGGAGAUGGUAUAAUAGGCAGGCUCAACUGCAACAAAUGGCUAUCUUCCAUAUUUUAUAUCAAGCAGAUGUCUCAGACUCCCGGUUCAUAGAUAAAGCAGCUGAAAUGGUUGCCAACAGAAGCUGCUCGUCGGAAAUAAAUGCUCAAUGA
Ascoidea rubescens DSM 1968 is the source of this 225-nucleotide messenger RNA. RefSeq lists its product as uncharacterized. The transcript has a single exon. The coding region runs from base 1 to 225 and encodes 74 amino acids. The record is from RefSeq and is a predicted model, not a curated record. Lineage: Eukaryota; Fungi; Ascomycota; Saccharomycetes; Ascoideales; Ascoideaceae.